AGAGAGAAAGGGGAGGAGUGCCAGGCGGGAUGGUAAUGGGGCUCCGUGGUGGGCGCGUUCACGCCCGGCUGCCCCAUGUGUCUAGCAAUUGCUAACCUGGGCAAAUAAUUAGGAAGAUGGUAGUAUGAUUGGGUAAAGUAACAAUUGCUGCCUGCCCCGGUGCGGUUCUUCCUGGCGCUAUGGAAAUUCUUAUGACUCCAGAUUAUUACGUGAUCGUAGAUGGUGAAGAAACCUUGUGGUGCAGCCGCAUCGAUGGAAAGCUGGAACCAAGAAAACGAUCCGAGCUGCAUCAACUGACAGAUCCUGUCUGCUUGGGCACAGUCUACGGAAUAAUUGGAAAAUUUCAGCCGCAUCCAGACUCUGACCAGCAGCUGGUCCUUAUACGACAAACAAGUCUCAUAGGAUGCCUGCCUGGAAAUCACCAAGUCUUUAAGGUUAACAAGGUUGUUCUGGUACCACUCUCAGUCCAUGAAGCCCCAGAACUGGAAAUGGAGCCAUGCAGCAAGCACCCACCAAGUUGGAGAAGGCCUGAUCGAAGCCCUGCGUCGGAGUUACAGCAGCGAGCUUUCCAAAAAACAUGGCAAACCAUCAAAACUGCUACCGCUCAAGUCAAGCCACGCAAGACUGUGCAGAAUCGAGAGCGGGACAAAUAUGAGCGGAGGUUGCUGGAUGAACUCUUGAAGAUGUUCAAUGACACGGACUCAUUUUACUUCUCUCCGACUGGUGACCUGACCAACACAAUGCAACGCCAAGUGGAGCAGCCACAGCACCCUGAAGAUACACCCCAUUGGAAAAAGCUGGAUGAAAGAUUUUUUUGGAACCGUGAAAUGCUUCGGGAUUUGACAGAAAUUGAGGGUGGCGACCACUGGAUUUUACCUGUUAUUCAAGGCUUUGUGCAAGUUGAGCACUGCCAACUUGACCCCAUUGAUGAUAACCACACUGAAGCAGCACUUGGACAGGACAGUUCAGGGGCUUGGUUUGAUGUGCAAAGUGCUACACGACCAACGGCGAAGGAGUUUACUAUGACCUUAGUGUCGCGACGAAGUCGUUACCGUGCAGGAACGCGUUACAAGCGGCGAGGGGUGGAUGAAAUGGGCAAGUGCGCCAACUAUGUGGAGACCGAGCAAAUUUUUGAGCACGCUGCCCAUGUGGUGUCAUUUGUGCAAGUGCGUGGCUCGGUGCCCGUCUUUUGGAGUCAACCGGGCUACAAGUAUCGUCCACCUCCGCGCCUUGAUAGGGAUGAAGAAGAAACAAAACAAGCCUUUGAAAAACACUUCGCUGAGCAGAUAGCACUCUAUGGCAACCAGGUUAUAAUCAGCCUUGUAGAACAAACUGGCAAAGAAAAACUCCUGGCAGAUGCAUACCUGAAUCAUGUUCUUCACCUGGACUGCCCUGAACUGACUUAUGUCAGCUUUGACUUUCAUGAGUAUUGUAGAGGUAUGCGUUUUGAGAAUGUUUCAGUUCUCAUAGAUGGCAUCAAGGACUUGAUACGUGACAUGCGAUACUGUUGGUUGGACCAGCAGGGACUUAUAUGUGGUCAGAGGGGUGUCUUUCGAGUCAAUUGCAUUGACUGCUUGGAUAGAACAAAUAUUGUACAAACAGCCAUUGCCAAGACUGCCAUGGACACUCAGUUUGUCCGACUGGGCUUGCUGCCACCUGAGGGAGUGCUACCUACAGCUUGCCGGCGCAUUUUCCAAAUGUUAUGGGCCAACAAUGGGGACAUUAUCAGUCGCCAGUAUGCAGGCACAGUAGCUCUCAAGGGAGACUUUACAAGGACUGGUUCCAGACGGCUGGCAGGGAUGAUGAAAGAUGGCUACAAUUCCGCCAACAGGUACUAUGUAAACCGGUUCAAGGAUGCUUACCGACAGGCCACCAUUGACCUAAUGCUGGGAAAUCCAAUAACUGAAGAUUUUAUGGCAGUCAGCCCAGAGCAGGAGGAUGAACCUGUAUUGGAAAUGCAGGAUCAGGAGCACCAAGAGCAUGUUAAGCAGUUGAUAGAGCACUGCAAGAAGAUGCUGAUUCCCGAGAGUGAGGUGGUGUUAGGAGGAUGGGCUCUCAUUGAUGCGGAUCCCGUCACUGGUGAUCCUGGACAAGCUGACAUGGACUCCAUUCUGGUGCUAACCAAAGAUUCAUACUAUGUGGCUGAGUAUGAUGACCAGACGGAUCGUAUUACCAAAUAUCAAAGAGUGUUCCUAGAGGACCUUGAGAAAAUGGAACUAGGCCCUGAACCAUCUCUCUUCAAAUCAAGACACUAUUGUAUUCGUUUCCAUUAUCUGGUCAAUGGACAGAGUGGCUACUUUCACAUGUUUAGGUCUACAGGAACUCGCUUCUUCAAUAAUGUGGCUGUUCCCAUUAGUGGAGAAGAAGAAACGAUUGAGUCAUUGAAGGCCAUCUGUGAGUCCUUCAAGGUGGCGCUGAGUGUUAAGUCACUGAGUGUACCACUGUUUGAGGGUAAACUGGAAAGGCGCCGCAGCAAGCUACCCUUCGUCCAGGGCGAGCGACCAGGAAGCCUUGGCUUGGCACCUCUAGGGGUCAUGACACGCAACAUGUCUGAAGGUCAGCUGAUGGCCUUCGUGAGUGUGGGGUCACGUGCUCUCAGCAAUGUGACUUCACAGUUCGCCCGGCUUAACCCCAUGCGCAGUGUGCGUGGCCUGGCCAAACGCCCUGCUGCUGCUCUAGGGGCACUCACCGAGGGCUCCUUUCAGGUGGACAGCUCAUCAGACUCAGAGGAAGACUCGGCACGCUGGCUGCGACAACCAUUGCCAGCAACUGAGCGUGCACUGAGCUCUGAUUACUCAAGUGAUUCGGAUGUGCCAGAGCCAGGACAUGAUGCACUGCUUGAGAGCUGUGGCAUUCUGGCCACAAGCCCUGGUUUGGCCAACUGCGAACAGAGAGCACCUACCCACCAGGCUGUGGACAUUGAUGAUUUUGUGCUAGAUGCCAUGCGUCGUGCUUCCCUGCGCCAGCCCAAGAUCCAGUCUGCUGCUCUGGCUCCACAAAUUCAGGUGAGCGGAGAGAGUCCUGUAGAGGCACCCACCGGAGGUCGCUUACGCCAGUUGUCCAAAUCCUCAGAGGAGCUGGAAAGUCGACCUGCCAGCACGUCACCUGGAAAUCUGUCAAGACUAUUUGUGCUUGAGGAGGGUCCUCGUGAGCCAGCAAAAAUGAAAAUGUCGCAUAGUGAGAGUGCCAUUCAAGAUUUUUCGCUUCCUGGUCCGAGUCCAGUGUCCUCGCCUAUCGUCAUCAAAAAAGAUCUGGUGCUGUCGCCUUUGUCACGCAUUGCCAAGGGUGUGCAGACCUUGGGCUUAAACCUGAGGCCAACAGCUAUUGUGGGACGUCGUGCACAACUGCCCGUGGAGAGCGAAGCUCUGCAGCAGCGCAAGCGAGCCUGCCGCUCCCAAAUCAUAGAGCUCUGAUGCUAUGCAUUAGGCCAGCUAUUACUCUCCACGUGCAGUGUGCACCAGUGUGCAAGUACUAUUUUGAAGCUCGCACAGACGAAAAUUCUAUUUCUGGUCAUGCGGCAGCCUGAUGAUCUUCUAGCAACUGUCGUGGCUAAAAAACACAGCUAGCACCCAUUACGCACCUUUGCAAGCAAUGCCUCUUCUUGCACUUGCAGGCUGAGCUGUAGGGAUGGGACUUGUUUGUAAGAACAUGUCUUUUUUUUUUUUUUUUAAUGUCAGUAACGAAAUAUGCAGUAGUGGCUAUACUGAGCACUUUUUUUUUUCACUCUAUCUAAAGCUCAAAUCAGUGUCCAGCCUAGUCUGUCACCAACCUGCAUAUUCCUACUUACAAACCAUUCCACAGCCUGGGCAUCAGCUGCUCCGGCCAGCCCCCUAGGCUUGGCUUGUUGCGUAAAGAAUAAAAUGAAUCCUGACAGCUUUCAUGAGGUACUUGCCGCAGUUGUGUACAUAAUUUGUUGCAGAAAGUUUGUAUAAUCAUGUACUAAAAUUUGUACCAUGCAUGUUUUCCUCGUAUGAGAAUGUACCGUACAGUUGGUGUGCUCUCUGUCUGUAGUGCCCUUUCCCAUCUGUUAAUGUAGAAAUUUAUUUAGUUGCUAGCUUUUAUUGAGAGGCAUUUACGGGUGCAUUUAUCACUGAACACAUUCCAAGUCAUUCCCGUCUUAAGCUACAGUAAUUUUGGACCAAGCAAGCGACAGCAGUUGGGACUGCUGGCAAAAAUGAAUACUCGGCCGCAUAGGCAUCACCUCUGUCACAUAAUAAUCAUGUUCUUAUCCAGCUUGGUGUAGGCUUUUCUUGCAAUUUCAAGCAGCACGACUGUUUUCAAAUGUUAAGUGGUAUUUAUUAUUGCGUUAUUGCACACCACUUAGAAGAUGAAGAACCACACAAACACGAGCGAAUUGACUAAGCUAGAUGCGCUUGUUUUCAUGCAGUUCUUCGUCUUAUGUAUAAAUAUUCAUCUUUUAAGCGGUGCACACUAUUGUAGCAAUGAGUAGGUACCAACUGACCUAAGCAAGUACCCUUAUAAGUGGUAGUCAUGGAUGCAUGUUUUCUGGUUCUUAACCAGGAUCAUGAAGAUCUGAAUCUACAGACAGACAGACUGUUGCAGUAGGCAUAGUUUUCUAGUGUUAACUAAAGGGAACUCUGGCGCUGCAAGCGUUCAGCCAGCAUGAGAACGAUGGUUAGUACACAGAUUUUCCUUAUCUUCAUGCUUGAGGCAUCGGUGCAUUUGUGAUUUUCUUUAUUGUUGUGCUUUGGUGGCUUUUUUUAGUUCUUUACUCCGGAUGAGUUGUUGGGAACUUAGUAAGCCAAUUCAAAUUAAUGAGUCUUAAAAGGUCAAGGUGGUAAACUGAAACUGCUAAACAUUUGUUGAAGCUUUGUUGUUUUGUGUUAGCACUUUUUUUUUCUUCCCCGGGUAACAGAAUGUAUCGUUCUAAACUUAGUAAGCGAAAUUGUAUUAAUGAGCCUAAAUAAAAAGUCAAGGUGUGGCAGUGGUAAACAUUUGUUGAACGUAGUUUUGCAACAAAGCGAAUGCAGCCCACACGGAUCCAAAUGGAGCCGAAAAAAUGAUGUUUAGACCAAUCAGUGUACUGCCCAUCAUGCCCAUGACUGAAGCGCCAUGCGUUACAUACAACUCCCAUAGACAUUAGCGUCAGAGUUCCCUCUAGUGCAUUCAUAGGAAAAUAUAUGGGAGGAACAUUGUUAAAAUUUCACACGUGUUUGUGUCAAUUUCAUUUUAAUUAAAAUGGGAACUCAUGUGAUAAAGCACAUUUGAGCUUUUAAUUGUCCACAACAUUUUUACACAGCUAGCAUGAUUGUGGCAAUUGCUGCAAAAGAUGAAUGUCAUUUUACCACAGACUAAGUACCUCUCCUAACCAAACAGUGUAUUGAUGUACUGUACAAUGUCUAGGAAAACACCGACAAAGAAAAGUAUCUUGUUAUAGUUAAACCAGUUAUGUAGCAGAGAAGUUGCUCCACGUGUGUACAGUGUCACAUGUUCAGAAAUGUGUACUUUAGCAGACAUUUCGUGAAAAAAAAAAAAGAGGGUGAGGCUUCAUUCACCACAGGUCAGAUCCAAGCGCAAUGAUUGAUGUGCACAAGUGUGUCAUUCACAUGUAUUGGAAUCGAAUUCUCAGUUUUGGUACUGAUCCAAUACUGGGAGACGAUAGUUAUUAGUCGAUUGAAACUCUUCUGCACUUGCAAAGCUUGUGCAAAUUGUUAAGCACCUAGUUUUUACAUAUACCUUAAAACUGUACAGCCAAAGCAAUUUUUGUUAUUGUGUGCUCCUAAGCAUGUACUGUUUGUAAGACUAACGCUAGCACAAUUUUUUUGAAUAGGCCAACUGCUUAUAGCUAAAGCAACAUAUUAGCACCAUGUGCUACCGAUUGGUUCAGCCUCUAAAUAAAA
This is a messenger RNA of Rhipicephalus microplus (southern cattle tick), 5861 nucleotides long. It is a transcript of the gene sp3, whose product is annotated as phosphatidylinositide phosphatase spermathreecae. The record is from RefSeq and is a predicted model, not a curated record. Gene Ontology annotation, molecular function: phosphatidylinositol-4-phosphate phosphatase activity. NCBI's taxonomy places the organism in Eukaryota, Metazoa, Arthropoda, Arachnida, Ixodida, Ixodidae. Gene Ontology annotation, biological process: regulation of endocytic recycling; phosphatidylinositol dephosphorylation. Gene Ontology annotation, cellular component: clathrin-coated endocytic vesicle; early endosome.